This is a messenger RNA of Punica granatum (pomegranate), 1529 nucleotides long. NCBI's taxonomy places the organism in Eukaryota, Viridiplantae, Streptophyta, Magnoliopsida, Myrtales, Lythraceae. The record is from RefSeq and is a predicted model, not a curated record.
CCCAAAAGUCUCGAGGGACGUCUUCAUCAAUUCAUCUUCUCUCCACUGUACACUGUACCAAUGGCACUUACUUAAGAGCAGACUCCCCGACGUACUCCCCUCCCAUCUUCUUCGAAUUGUUUGUCCAAUCGAUCGAAGCAUGACCCGAACCCACCACCAUGUGGCCCUCCUCGGGCCGACCUCCAUUUGCUUACUCCUCCUGCCGGUUCCAUUGGCCCUUGGGGAGUGCACUUGCGAAAAGGAGAGCCACGACCGGGACAAGACUGCCGCCCUCAGCUACAAGCUCGCGGCCAUCGUCUCGAUCCUCAUGGCGGGCGCGCUCGGCGUCUGUCUCCCCAUGCUAGGAAAGGUGGUCCCUGUGCUCCGCAAGGGGGACGUCUUCUUCAUAGUGAAGGCCUUCGCUGCGGGGGUGAUCCUAUCCACGGGGUUCAUCCAUGUCUUACCCGAUGCGUACGAGAGCCUCACCUCGCCCUGCCUCCCUGGCGAUGUGUGGGGGAGCUUCCCCUUCGCCAGUUUCGUGGCAAUGCUGGCGGCGAUAGGGACGCUGCAGAUUGACAUGCUUGCAACAUCGUACUACACGAGGAGGCACUUCUAUAAGGCCGGCGGCCCCCAUGAAGUCAAUGAUGAGGACAAGGAGGCGGGCGGUGCCCUUGCAGGGCAAGUCCACCUCCACACCCAUGCCAACCAUGGCCACGCCCACGGCCCGGUUCCACAGGACGACUCUGCCACUUUGGAACUUCUCCGGCACAAAGUCAUCUCACAGGUCCUAGAGGUGGGGAUAAUCACGCACUCGGUGAUUAUAGGGAUAUCGCUCGGGGCCUCACAAAGUCCAAAGAUCAUUAGGCCACUCGUGGGUGCGCUAACCUUUCACCAAUUCUUCGAGGGCAUGGGCCUCGGUGGUUGCAUCGCUCAGGCAAAGUUCAGGUCCCGUGCAGUGGUCGUCAUGGCGUUAUUCUUCUCCCUCACAACCCCUGUCGGGAUCGCCGUUGGGAUUGGCGUAUCCAACAUGUACAAUGAGAAUAGCCCCACGGCACUGAUCGUCGAGGGGAUAUUCAAUGCUGCUUCGGCGGGGAUCCUCAUUUACAUGGCACUGGUGGACCUAUGCGCCGCCGACUUCAUGAGCCCGAAGAUGCAAAAGAAUGGGAGGCUGCAACUGUGGGUCAAUGCGUCUCUCCUUGCAGGGGCGGGUUGCAUGUCCCUGCUCGCCAGAUGGGCUUAAGGUUAAUUAUAAGAUGCACGGUUGUUAGCAAAGAUUGAUGAUGUGCGUUAUCUCUCUCUCUCUCUCUCUCUCUCUCUCUCUGUAUAUAUAUAUAUAUAUUUCUAUCUUAUAGAUCUUAUUAGGAUAUGAAAAUCCGUAUGCAUAAGUCCGAUGAAGUAUAAAGAAAACAUGGUGGAUUACAUCCCAAACUUAGUCAUGGAGUCGUGCAUUGUCUAGAGCAGCGUUAAAUAAUAAAGAAGUCUCUAUAUUAUGUUAUAUGAAUUUCUCUUCAUUAGAUUAAAGAAAAUGCACAAUAUGUCUUUCUUCCUUA